This is a messenger RNA of Triticum aestivum (bread wheat), 629 nucleotides long. RefSeq lists its product as uncharacterized. The transcript is spliced from 2 exons. The record is from RefSeq and is a predicted model, not a curated record. Lineage: Eukaryota; Viridiplantae; Streptophyta; Magnoliopsida; Poales; Poaceae. Bases 85 to 447 code for a protein of 120 amino acids.
ACCGGUAGCGUCUAUCGAUCAAAGUAUCAUCAAGUCAUAGGUUAGCGUAUCUGGGCGAAGGGAGAAAGAAUAUCGACCGAAGACAUGGCGGCGACGGCGUUCAGGCGACUGCUGCUACGCGGGCUUCAGGCCAGCCGCGGCGCGGCAGCACCCGCUCCUCGCGGUUUAUCUACCAGGACAUACACCGGAGGCAGCCACGUUCUUCAGGGUCACCGGCCGCCGGUCCGAUUGCCGCAUCUCGGCGUCGCCGACCCGCCGUAUCUUGGUCAGGCGGACGAGUUUGUGGAGGCGAUAAAAAGGAGCCGGAGCGUCGAUUGGAAGCAUUUCAAGGGAGUGGUGGCGGGCGGUAUGAUCUUGAUAGCGGCGCCCUGGAUUCUCGUCUGGCCCUUUAGGGCUCACAUAUUCCGGACAAAAGACCCUUCGUGCGAGUCCAAUAGAGAUUUUUAGGGUACGAUUCAUCAGAUCUACAGUUGCUUAGCUGGGUAUUGUAGGCAUCUUACAUUGACUUUUUUUUCUACCAUGAUAAAUUGGUAUGUAAUUUCAAUUUUCAAAUUCUUAAUUCGUCAUCCUCCCACCAUUCUUUAUACAAGACUACUAUUGAAAAUAAAAUUUGCAUCUUGUAAUGACUA